Lytechinus variegatus (green sea urchin) is the source of this 4116-nucleotide messenger RNA. Its product is annotated as acid phosphatase type 7-like. The record is from RefSeq and is a predicted model, not a curated record. Lineage: Eukaryota; Metazoa; Echinodermata; Echinoidea; Temnopleuroida; Toxopneustidae. Bases 122 to 1681 code for a protein of 519 amino acids. The transcript is spliced from 10 exons. Gene Ontology annotation, molecular function: metal ion binding; acid phosphatase activity.
CAGCGGUACCGUGGCGUACCGGGUACGUUAUUACGGUAGAUCACUCACUGACUCGGCUCCACUCUUGUUACCCCCCUCCCUGUGCUAUGUGGUGAAAUAAGCUGUUGCACCAUAAAUAGAAAUGGGGCCAAUACACACCUUCAAGGUGAAACCAUUAGGAUCCUUGCUGAUCACCUUGGUCAUCUUCAUUCUUGUUGAUGGUCGUGGGAUAGAUGUUGAUACAGGAGGAAGUGAGAUUCAUAAGGAAGAUAGAGAUUCACAGGCAGAGAUAACGGAUGAUGGGACGGGGCUACAUAAACUUAGUCAACAUGAACAGCAAAUUUUACAUGCACUUUUAGGAGGAAUUGGUCCAGUAAUACUGCCUGAUGAUUCGGAGCUGUCAAAUCUAGCUGAUGAUAAACUUUCACCAGACCGUGAUGUUAGGCAAGCAUCAGACGAUGAUUGGCCCCUGCCGAUUCCAGAACAGAUUCAUAUAGCAUACGGUGACGUGCCCUCCGAGAUGGUCGUUAUGUGGUCUACUCCUUCUGUUGGUUCUUCAGAGGUUCUGUAUGGCAACGCUCCUGAGAACUUCACCCUCAAUGCCAAAGGAGAAUACCAAGAACUUAUAGACUGGGAAGGCAACUUUGACGGAGUGAAAUUCAUUCAUCGUGUGAAGUUAGAGGGUCUAACUCCAGGAGAGUCGUAUUCAUAUAGAGUUCAGACUGAUAAUGAACAAAGUCAAUCAUAUACAUUCACUGCAAUGCAACAAGGAACUGACUGGUCCCCUACUCUGCUUGUAUACGGUGAUAUGGGUCUAAAAGGUGGUGCACCAAGCCUUCGUCUACUGAAGAAAGCAGCCAGAGAGAGAUUAGCUGAUGCGGUCAUCCAUGUUGGUGAUUUUGCUUAUGACCUUCAUGAUGAAGAGGGCAAGGUUGGUGAUGAUUUUAUGAAUCGUAUUCAAGAUAUAGCUGCUGUACUUCCUUACAUGACAUGUCCUGGUAAUCAUGAGAUUGCGCAUAAUUUUGUUCACUAUCGGUACAGGUUCUCAAUGCCUCAAUCUGAUUGGCCAAUGGGAGACGAGAUGUGGUAUAGCUUUGAUAUGGGCAAGGCUCAUUUUGUCAGCUACUCUACUGAAAUUUACUUUGCUGGAUAUACUGAAAUUCAGCAUCGCCAGAAACGAUGGCUCCGGAACGACCUUGAGAGAGCCAAUGAAAUGAGAGGGGUGCGUCCCUGGAUCAUUGCAUUUGGUCAUCGUCCAAUGUACUGCUCUAAUUCAGAUAGAGAUGACUGUACGAAGGAAGACUCCAGAGUCAGGAAAGGACUUGAAGAUCUGUUUUACGAGUAUGGUGUUGAUCUGAUCAUUGAAGCUCAUGAGCACUCCUAUGAGAGAUUCUGGCCGAUGCAUCAAGGUGUGGUCACCGCUAAGCAUUACAAGGAUCCCGUAGCGCCUGUUCAUGUCAUCAGCGGUGCCGCGGGUUGCAAUGAGUUUAAUGGUGUCUGCGUUAAUCCUAUUUUGGGACCAAGAGGAGAGUGGUCAGCCUACCGAUCCUGGAUACCAGGUCUGUAUGGUUUUGCUCAUCUCCACAUAGCUAAUGAGACACAUCUGCUCUGGCAGCAGAGACUAGCCGUCAGUGAUCAGGUAGAAGACGAAUUCUGGAUUGAACAAAAUCGUCAUGGGUACUUCCCACCGUCGACAAGAUGAGAUGUUCUCAAGAUGAGACAUUGUAAUGAUGAGACAUUCUAUUAAGCCGAGACAUUCUAACGCCGAGACAUUAUGAAUGGAAUUUCUCUCCUCAAUAUUGCUGAUGGUACCCAUUGAACGAACUCUCUAACAGAGAUUAGCUGUGAGCAAUAAAAAACGUUCUGACCUAAUUGUCAUGGUUACGUUCCACUGUCAACAGAGUGAUUCAUGCCCGGGCAGAGACUUUCCUGAUCAAGUUUCUCACCUUAUCAUAGCUGAUACCAUGAUAUGAAGUCUCUAAACGAGAUUAACUGUAAAGACAGGAUGAGCUCUGGAUUAAGCCAAAUCGUCAUAUUAAGUACUUCCUAUAAUCCACAUGAUAGUACUAUCUAAUUUUUACCAAUAUUUAUUGAUAGAACCGACAUACUAAUUGCUUCUGUUGAAUGGGGUAUCUUGCUCCUGUUGCUCGUCUGGUGAUAUUUGAUUAGUCAGCUUAUCAAUGAGAAUUAUUCUUCAAAUACUGUAAACCAUGUAUUCUAAAGAUUGACGGUAUGAAUACCUGAUAACUGUCCUCGUUUAAUAUGUUUGCGGCAUCCCAUUGUUACAGUGCCUCAACACCACUUUCAUGGGGCACUGAACAUCUAAAAUAUCACGCACCCCCAAAGCUGAAAGAAGGCAUAUUUCAUUGCUUGUACGGGGGGGGGGGAUUAUAUGUUGGAUAGGAAGGAAUUUUAACACUUAACCCCAGAUGCCUAUUCUCUAAAUAAACCACUGCCAGUAAUAAAGUGCUUAAUGCAAUCAUUACUAAAACAAAGUCAAAUUGAAUUGUAUACAAUUCAUUUUGGCUCCUAAUCUCACAAUAUAUUUCAAUUACUAUGAUUUUUUUUAAAUCCAUAUUUGUCACAGGGGGAAAGUUGACCUAGUAGGAGCAAUUCUUUAGUAACAAUUCCCAUGGCAUGAUAAUAGAACUGGGAAUGAUGUGUUAUGUUGUGAAAGGGUAUAUAUAUAUCUGUAUUUAAGACAAUUUUUUGGGUCUUUUUUCAAUGUUCGUAAUGCGCCUUAACGCCCUCUACCUUCGACUUACCAUCUAAAUGUGUAUGUUAUUGGAAUUAACAGAAUAAAUUCAUAGACUUUGCCCUUACAUAAGGGCGAAGGCUAUGAAUGGGUUUAUUCUGUUAUGAAGCGUAGUAUCGAAGUGACACCCUUUCUAUUGUAUCUCUAUUUUUUGUGACAAAAAGUAUGUAAAAAGAUAAAUAGAUUUUGUCAGUUAUUCUUAUUGUAAUAUAAUAUAUUGGAAAAUUGUGAAAUGACUCAAUUAUUCAUGGUUAUAGUUAUUUAUUUAUUUAUUGGCCUUCAUGUUUGUCAGAUCUACUAAUAAUUAUGGAAAAUUGAUGAAUUAUGUAGUUUUAUGCAAUAUCAGUACUACUAUUUUGUAUGAUUAUUCAAAGUACAUACUAUGUGUUCUAAUGCUUUAUAAGUACAUGUACUUAAAUGACUUUGUGUAUCAUCACAGUAGAAAGAGGUAGAGAAAUUCAUGCAUAUGUGUUCUUAUUAGGAGAUCCAUUUGUCUUCCAAACUUCAUAUGGACAUGAAUUUUUUGUGGAUACUCUGAAAGCUAUUUGCAGUGAGUGUAUAGUUACAUUUAAAUCUUUUACAUACGUUUUUCAAUUCAUAUGAAAGGUUCUCUAAAAAGGAAGUAUUACAUACAGUUAUCCCUAAAAGAAGAGAAGCCCGUUUUUAGGCAGUCACAUCAAAUAUAUUGAGGAUUAAAAUUUCACUUAAUAGAAUGAGUGAAAUCUGUUUCAUUUAAGAUCCAAUACUGUUUUCAAACGUGGCAGAUUAUAAAAAAAAUAAAAACCGAUGCCUGACUUGAACGAUAAGCUCAGAAACUCACAAAUGAAUCUAGAUUCAACAUUGUUUAGAGAUAUACAUGUAUUUAAAAGGAACAUAAGAAAGAACACAAAAGUACUAAUGAGUCAUUUAUUGCUUAAUACAAGGCCAUUCAUCAAAUACAGUACAUUUUUUUACUGAUGUUUGUCCACACCUUGAUUUUGAUGUAGAAGUUUCAAACUCUUUUUACUUAUCAAUGCUUUCAAAUAAUACAUCCAAGUAGAUGUGAAAAUAAAGGAGAAACCUUGAACUUUAGGAUGACGAUAACUUAUCAUAAUUUAUCUGCUUGUGUUGGGGAACACUGAGAACCUUGGUUCCUUUUUUUUAUUGGACACACAGUACCUGUAUAUCUAUUUGCUUGUUCAUAUUAUUCAAUUAGGCCAAAUAUUAUUCUAUAUUUUUUACUUUUCACUGAUAUUUAUAUUCUGAUAUAAUUCCAUGAUGCAAAAAUAGGGACCCCAUUGUUGUAAGUUUCAUUCAUUUGUAAGAAAUUUCAGUAUUCAAUGUGAUCUCUACCUUAUCUGAAACUACAAAUAUUGUUUAUAAAGUAAUUGUUGUAAUCUUUA